GUAGCAACAAAUACUCUUUUGACUCUUUCUACUCACUCGCUCAACACCAUGGCCGAACUCACAACCACAAAGCUAAACGCUGAGAGCCACCUGCUGCUCGACCAACCCCUCCUCCGCAUGCCCUACGAACAAUCCCGCAAAACUUUCAACCAGGCCCGGAAAUAUAUCCAGCACGAACAAACCUCUGUCCAGAAAACCCUCAAAGCCACCGCCUCUGCCGCCCUCAAAGCCUCGCAAAACCCUUCAUCCACUCCCCCAGCAGACGUCCUGAACAACCUCGAUGCUAUGAUAACGAAGAUGCAAUCACUCAAGCGGAAGCUCGUGGAUUUGAAUACUGCCGAGCUCGCCACGCAUGCGUCGACUCAGGCACGGUUGGCGCAUUUGCAGAGCUUGCACACGAUUCCGAGUCUGGCGGAUGUGAAGUAUGAGGAGUGGAGCCGGGUGCGGUUGAAUAGGUUGUUGGUGGAUUAUCUGCUGAGGAGUGGGUAUGGAGAGAGUGCAGCGCAAUUAGCGCGGGAGAAGGGGAUAGAAGAGUUGGUGGAUUUGGAGGCAUGGGGGCAGUGUGCGCGGAUCGAGAGGAGUUUGAGGGCUGGGAGAACGCAGGAGGCGGUGGCGUGGUGUGCGGAUAACCGGAAGGGGUUGGAGAAGCUUGGGUGCAACCUCGAAUUCGAGCUUCGACUACAGCAGUACAUCGAAAUGGUCCGCAGUUGCGACACGAAGAAGUUGAUCGAGGCCCGGACACACGCGCGGAAAUAUCUAGCAUCGCACUCUGAAACCAACUUUGCGAUUCGAGCAGCUGGACUGCUCGCGUUCCCGCCGGAGACAGAAGCAGAGCCAUACAAGUCCCUCUACUCCCCCAAUCGCUACUCCCACCUCGCCUCCCUCUUCCUAACCACCCACAACGCCCUCUACUCUCUCCCCUCGCGGCCUCUUCUCCACAUCGCCCUCUCCGCCGGCCUCUCCGCUCUCAAAACCCCAUCCUGUCACUCUGCCUACGCUUCAUCUUCCGCAAACGCCUCAUCAUCCACCACAACCGUUUGCCCGAUUUGCAGCACCGAGCUCAAUGAGCUCGCGCGGAACGUACCAUAUGCACACCACACGAAGAGCUAUGUCGAGAACGACCCGGUGGUGUUGCCAAAUGGGCGGAUCUACGGAUGGGAGCGAUUGAAGCGCGUGAACGAGAAGUUUGGCACGGAGAAGGGGAAGGUGCGGGAUCCGACGGAUCUGAACGUUGUGUUUGAGGAUAGGGCGAUUAAGAAGGUUUUUAUUUCUUAGGUUAGGCCGGCGCGGGAUCCGAGGGAGCCCGAUUUCUACUUCACAGCGACUCAUUUUGGCGUGAAAGGCUUUGGGAGUUCGGGAGUUUCGUAUCUCAUGCGGCAUGGAUAUGGGGGUACUUCUAGGAAGAAGCGUGGGGCUUGUACGGUUCAUUGAGGGAGUAGUGGGAUAAGUGCGAUAUGUGCUCCUCUCGUUAUGUAUAGACUGUCAUAUGGAUUAACUCCUUUUGAUCCCGAUCCAAAAUGCUUCAAUCGCUCCC
Mytilinidion resinicola is the source of this 1534-nucleotide messenger RNA. RefSeq names its product protein fyv10. Gene Ontology annotation, molecular function: protein binding; ubiquitin protein ligase activity. Bases 49 to 1275 code for a protein of 408 amino acids. The record is from RefSeq and is a predicted model, not a curated record. Gene Ontology annotation, biological process: proteasome-mediated ubiquitin-dependent protein catabolic process. Lineage: Eukaryota; Fungi; Ascomycota; Dothideomycetes; Mytilinidiales; Mytilinidiaceae. Gene Ontology annotation, cellular component: GID complex; cytoplasm; nucleus. The transcript is spliced from 4 exons.